Messenger RNA from Cydia pomonella (codling moth), 3957 nucleotides. It is a transcript of the gene Pdzd8, whose product is annotated as PDZ domain-containing protein 8. The record is from RefSeq and is a predicted model, not a curated record. NCBI's taxonomy places the organism in Eukaryota, Metazoa, Arthropoda, Insecta, Lepidoptera, Tortricidae. Bases 1067 to 3643 code for a protein of 858 amino acids. Gene Ontology annotation, molecular function: lipid binding; protein binding. Gene Ontology annotation, cellular component: mitochondria-associated endoplasmic reticulum membrane contact site. Gene Ontology annotation, biological process: mitochondrial calcium ion homeostasis. The transcript has 14 exons.
AAAUUUGGUUGCGCGUCCUUUGUUUUGGAUAUGUUGGUUUCUAGGGCGCGAUUCGUCUUUAGCUGCGAAUAUAAUUGAAGUGUUUUCAAAUGGUUUAUUAGAAUGAUACAGCGGCGGUAUCAUGGUCGCGUUUUUACUCGUCAUGUCAUAUCAUCACUUUCUCACUUACAUACUUGUUAGAACGUGACAGGCUGACAGGCAUUAUGAAACAUGAUAAAAAAUCGGCCAUCUUAGUCCUACUGAUGAGAUAGCGGUACGGUAAGAACUUUGAUGGGUUUAAUUAUUUUCUACCUAAAAGAUAACUUAGAGCAAAUAUAAACAGCAUUUACAAAACAAGCAUGAACUUUGAUUGACAUUUGCCAGUAAACAAUUUAGUUCUAUUGUCGACCUGUACCCAGGUUAAACUGCCGAAUUCGCAUUGCAAUUUGAACUCUACGCACUUGAGCGAAACCACUUUAUUCUAUGGCUUCUACGUGGCCGGGGCAUACCUUUGCCGUUAGAAAAUGAUAAUAUGGCGGUUAUCGAUCGGCCCUACGCGCAAGCGUCCUUGGCAACGUUCAGUGCCAAUUUUCAAAAUUACUUCGCACCCUAUAAUCAAUGUUAGUGUAACAACUGAACCGGUAUGCUUUUGUUUGUCGUGAACGUGUAUGUCGUUAUUUCUUUAUUGUUUUAUGGUUCGGCGAUCGACAGGUUGAUCGUGCGGAGUGGACGCAUUCACAAGUCCACCGGUCGCUCCGGUCUUCACCAAUGAUACGGGUGGACCAGUUGGCGUGGCGGCGCGCAUGCUCUCACUGGACUCAAGGUGUUUUAUCAGCGAUAGUUUCAGAGCCAGUGUCAGUAAUGUAAGGCUAGCGAACGGCGCCGGGGCCCGGCUUGCCCUCAAACAUGUAGCUAUCGUCUUUCUCUCAACUCGGUUUAGUCCGCAAAUACGACUAGUCAUUAUAAUAUUACAAAGUUAAAUGUUUGUCGUCAAUUGUUGUCUAGUGUAAUAUCAAUCGUCUCUAUGGUACUUUUGUUGUUUUAGGUAGGUAGGCAAAUCUUUUAGAAGAUAAAAAGACUAGCAACCAUGCCAGACUGGAUCUGGCUGCUGGCGGCGGCGCUGUUCGGGGCGGUGUCGGCGCUGGCCGUCCCCGUCGCCAUACUAGUGUACUUCCUGAGACCGUUCGACAAGACUCCUCCAGCCGAUGACCUCUCCAGGCAGCCGGUUACUUUACCAGCAGAGGUACUCAGUGAACUGACGCGCGGCGCGGGCGGCACGCCGGAGGGCGCGCUCAACGCCAUGCUGCAGUUCAUCUUCCAGCAGAGCACGGCGGACACGCGAUGGCUGCGCCGGCGCAUGGCCACCGAGCUCGCCGAGCUACUCGCCAAGACCUCGUCGGGGAAGAUCUUCGAGUCGCUCACGCUUCGCUCCUUAGAAGUGGGCACCGAGUUCCCCAGCAUCACGGCGUUGCGCGUGCUGAACGGGUCGCUUGAGGAGGAUGGCGCACGUCUGCGCUCGCUCGACCUGGCCUGCAACCUGGCCUACGACGGCAACUUCAAGAUCGACGUCGAUGCUGUCAUGCUGCUAGGAAAGAUCGCCAACAUCUCCAUCACAGUCGAGAGCCUAAGCGGAACUAUUCGAGUAAUGUUCCGCCGCAAUCCGUACACCCAUUGGGCGCUGGCGUUCGAGUCUCCGCCCAAGCUUGAGCUCCGAGUCCGAGGCCGAUUCCAGGGGAGACAGCUCAAGCCAAGACUGGCAUCGCUGGUCGCUGCACAUAUCAGGCGGGCGGUGGCCCAGCGGCACACGUUGCCUAAUUACAAGAUACGUUACAAACCAUUCUUCCCGAAGUCUGAGCCAGGUGGGGCGGAGGGCGAGGAAGGGCCAACGCCGCACGGCCGGUUGACCGUCCGCCUGGUUGAGGUCACCAGGCUGCAGUGGAAUGGAGGUGCGGGCACUGUCCGUGCCGCUUUAGCCGUCGACUCGCACGGUUGGGUGUCUCUCCGGCGCGGAGUGCUGACGCUGGACGUGCUGUUACCGGCCAUGACUGGCGCACUCGGCCUCGUGUGCUGCCAGGGCGUCGGAGCCGUGCUUGUAGACACCGUAGUGCCCAUGUCACCCGCGUACCGCGCCGACCUGCGGCGAGACGACGUCGUGUUAGCUGUCGACAACAAACCGGUCUGCAAUGUGGCGCAGGUGGGCAAGCUGCUACGCCUGAUUGAGCGGCGAGCGGUGACGAUCAGGCUCCGGCGCGGCGGCAGCACGCCUGCGGUGCGGCGCGAGGACUCGGCGGACGGGCGCCGCGCGCGCACCAACUUCAGCUUCCGGCGCGUCUCCGAGGUCAUGGAGGGCGUGCGCCUGCAGGGCAUGCGCGCGGCCGCAUCCAAGACUAGCUUGCACACGGAUGAUACAACGAAAGCUCCAGAAGCUGCUGAGACUGAGGCCAAGAAGGAGCCCGUGCGUCAACUGUCAAAGUCCGACACCCCCUCGCCUUCGAACUUCGGCCUGCGCAAGCGACGGUGCUCCGUGGAGAACAAGUCUUCCGACAGCUCGGCCGGCUCCACCCCGCCCGCCUCCGGCGCCAGCACCCCCCUCAAGCAGUCCACCAAGCCCAAACACGAGAUACCCAUCAUACGAACCGACUCCUCCGAAUGCAGGCCGGAGAAAACGGAGGGCGAAGAAGAAGACCAGAUCUUCGAAACUGGAGGCCCCCGCCUCACAGAACACGUCGAGAUAUGCCAAAUGUUUUGGACUAAGAGCGUGCCUCUCAAACCUAUCAUACCAUUCGACGAAGAGACAGAGUUCAAGUUAAACGAGAACCAUAAGUAUCUCAAUAUAAACGUGUGGGCGACCGUGGCGGGAGAAAAGGAUGAGGUUCUAUUGGGGUAUUUGAACAUUCCGUUAGCGGCGCUACUGUCAGAAUGUCAGGACUCUACUGUUCCACAUCAUAUGAAGCGAUACCAAUUUCUCCCGCCCGACGUCGAUAUAAAGUUUAGCAAAAGCCACAAGCUGUCGUCUCACGCCGGCUUCGAGCCGUGCCUGUGCUUCGGCGACGCGCUGGUGUGGUGGGAGUGGGAAGGCGCGGGCAGCGCGCGCCACGCGCCUCGCGCUCCGCCCCGCGACGUGCCGCGACCGCCCAAGCCUGUGCGUGCGGCGCACGACUUCGUGCGCACGCACUUCCAUCGCUCGACGCAGUGCGAUUUCUGCAACAAAAAGAUAUGGCUCAAAGACGCAAUGCAAUGCCGCAACUGCGGCCUGUGCUGCCACAAGAAGUGCGUCACCAAGUGCCAGGAGUCUUCGCCGUGCGUUCCGAAGCAAGGGCAUGAUUCGUUGACUAGCGGAACGAUGGCGCCCCCGGAGCUCAUCAUGACGGAACCGGAUUCCAACGUGGACCUCGACUCUGAUGACGAACCGGAGAGAAAAGACUCACUCGACGUUCAUGAAGAAGGUGGCGGGGCCAUGAGUGCGCUGGUGGCGGGGCUCCGCCGCGCGGGCUCGGCGCACUCGCUCUCCGCGCCGAAGCCCUCGGCCUCAUCGCGCUCCCUGCCGCCCUCGCCCAGCCACACUCCCAGCUUAAUGUCUCAUCCAACCAUGACACGCAAGAAGCAGUUAUCCGGAAGCGACGGGAGAUCUGUUUGGCAGUCGCAAUGGCACAACAUGUUGUAAUAGUGUUUUUUUCAUAUUUUAAUCAUGCUAUACGCUUUUGCAGCUUUAUUUUCUUAGAAGGAUCAUUUCCAUUUGUUACGAGUAUAUUAUAUGAUUUGAGAGACAUUAAUGUGACUGAAUAAAGUAAAACGGUUUUUUUAGAUCUAAAACAAAUCGGAUGGUCCUUUAAAACGACUUCUUUUUCACAGCUAAUGCGAUUCGGAAGCAUCAAGGAGCUACGAGAAAGGUGCAGGCCCCUAAAGUUUACGUGUUUUAUUUUCGUUCUGUCAUGCUUAACGCUUUCGCAGCUUGAAUUCUUUAAGCGGCCUCAUUUU